AGGCAAACUCGCUAGAAACAGUGUAAAUUGAGAGUAAACAAGACAUCGCCCAUUAAGGGGAAGCUGUGGUCAAAAGCUUUUUGUCCCGGAGCCCCAACAGCGCUCCCCAGACCUUGAGGGCACAGCCCUGACUGUGGUCUCUGUCCUCUGAGCUGCGUUUUCCCGUGACUUGGAUUUUCUUCCAGAUUGCAUCGGGUUCCCAGAAGUGCUUGGGGAAGAUGGGAGACUCCCCUUCGAAGAGCCAGGAGUCUCUCUGGCCGGCGGCAGCGGCGUCCCUUCUCUCCUGCUCCCGAGGAGCCCUCCUGGCGGUUCUGGUACUGCUCGCGCUGCCGGCAGCCUGGGGUCAAUGCAACCCCCCAGCCUAUUUUGAAACAGCCAAGCCUACAAGGCCAAUUAAUGCAGAUGAGUUUCCCAUUGGAACAUCUUUGCAGUAUGAAUGCCGCCCUGGUUUCCAGAAGAGAAGUUUCUUUAUCACCUGCCUAGAAAACUCAGUCUGGUCAAAACCUAGUCAAAACUGUUCACGUAAAUCAUGUGGAUCUCCUCAAGAACCCAUAAAUGGCAAAAUGGAAAUAACUGGAGGCACCCAGUUUGGAUCAAUUAUUAAUUACUCUUGUAAUGAAGGAUACCGACUCAUUGGUGAAUCCUCUACUGCAUGCAUCAUUGUAGGCAAUAUUGUCGCCUGGGAUAACAAAGCACCUGUUUGUGAGAGUAUUACAUGUGAGCCACCCCCAGCCAUAGCCCAUGGAGAUUAUUAUAGCACCAGUAGAGAGUAUUUUCCAUAUGGAACAGUGGUGACCUAUAGCUGCACUGAUCAAAGGACAAGGGAAAAGUUUGUCCUUGUGGGUGAGAAGUCAAUCUUUUGUACCAGCGAAGACAAUCAUUCUGGCACCUGGAGUGGCCCUCCGCCUCAGUGCCUCAUACCUAAUAAAUGCACUCCUCCAGAAGUUGAAAAUGGAAUAAGGGUGUCUGAGAACAAAAGCUUCUUCUCCUUAAAUGAAAUCGUGAGGUUUAGGUGUGAGCCUGGCUUUUUCAUGAGAGGACCCUCCAGCGUGCGAUGCCAGGCCCAAAACAGAUGGGAGCCAGAGCUGCCCAGCUGCUUCCGGGUAUGUCAGCCACCUCCAGAAAUCCUGCAUGGUAAGUGCACCCUAAGUGACAAGGCCAGCUUUUCCCCUGGGCAGGAAGUGUUCUACAGCUGUGAGCCUGGUUAUGACCUCAGAGUGGCUUCCUCUCUGCGCUGUACACCCCAGGGGGACUGGAGCCCCCAGUGCCCAGAUGUGUGGGUGUGUACACUGAAAUCAUGUGCCGACUUCCUGGACCAACUUCCUAAUGGCCGCGUGCUCCUUCCACUUAAUCUCGAGCUGGGGGCAAAAGUGUCCUUCAUUUGUGAUGAGGGAUUCCACCUAAAAGGCAGUUCUGCUAGUCAUUGUGUCUUGGCCGGAAUGGAAAGCCUUUGGAAUAGCAGUGUCCCUGUGUGUGAACAAAUUGUAUGUCCAAAUCCACCAGAUAUCCAUAAUGGAAGACACACAGGAAAACCUCUGGAAAUCUUUCCUUAUGGAAAAGAAGUAACUUACACAUGUGACCCCCACACAGACAGAGGGACGACCUUCAUUCUCACUGGGGAGAGCACCAUACGCUGCACAAGUGACAGUCAAGGGAAUGGGAUUUGGAGUGGCCCUGCCCCUCGCUGUGGACAUCCAGGUUACUGUAAUGCCCCAGGUCAUUUUCAGUUUGCUAAGCUGAAAACGCAAACCAAUGAAUCUGAGUUUCCUGUUGGGACAUCACUAAAGUAUGAAUGCCUCCCUGGGUACUAUAGGAAGUCCUUCUCUAUCAGUUGUCUAGACAACCUGGAGUGGUCAAGUGCCAAGGAUGUCUGUCGACGUAAAGUAUGCAGAACUCCUCCAGAUCCAGUGAAUGGAAUGGUACACGUAGACACAGACACCCAGUUUGGAUCCAGAAUUAAGUAUACUUGUAAUACAGGGUUUCAUCUCAUUGGCCACCCAUCUGCCAAAUGUAUCAUCUCAGAUAAUACUGUCAUUUGGGAUAUGGAGCCACCGCUCUGUGAACGUAUUCAUUGCAGGCCACCCCCAGCCAUAGCCCAUGGAGAUUAUUAUAGCAUCAACAGAGAGUAUUUCCCAUAUGGAACGGUGGUGACCUAUAGCUGCACUAAUCGAAAGACAAGGGAAAAGUUUGUCCUUGUGGGUGAGAAGUCAAUCUUUUGCACCAGCCAAGACAAUCAUUUCGGCACCUGGAGUGGCCCUCCGCCUCAGUGCCUCAUACCUAAUAAAUGCACCCCUCCAGAAGUUGAAAAUGGAAUAAGGGUGUCUGAGAACAGAAGCUUCUUCUCCUUAAAUGAAAUCGUGAGGUUUAGGUGUGAGCCUGGCUUUGUCAUGAAAGGAUCCUCCAGUGUGCGAUGCCAGGCCCAAAACAGAUGGGAGCCAGAGUUGCCCAGCUGCUUCCGGGUAUGUCAGCCACCUCCAGAAAUCCUGCAUGGUAAGCACACCCUCAGUGACAGGGACAGCUUCUCCCCUGGGCAGGAAGUGUUCUACAGCUGUGAGCCUGGCUAUGACCUCAGAGGUGCUGCCUCUCUGCGCUGUACACCCCAGGGGGACUGGAGUCCCGCAGUACCCAGAUGCACAGUGAAAUCAUGUGCCUACUUCUUGGACCAACUUCCUAAUGGCCGUGUGCUCCUUCCACUUAAUCUCCAGCUUGGAGCAAAAGUGUCCUUCGUUUGUGAUGAGGGAUUCUACCUCAAAGGCAGUUCUGCUAGUUAUUGUGUCUUGGCCGGAAUGGAAAGCCUUUGGAAUAGCAGUGUCCCUGUGUGUGAACAAAUCGUAUGUCCAAAUCCACCAGAUAUCCAUAAUGGAAGACACACAGGAAAACCUCUGGAAAUCUUUCCUUAUGGAAAAGAAGUAACUUACACAUGUGACCCCCACACAGACAGAGGGACGACCUUCAUUCUCACUGGGGAGAGCACCAUACGCUGCACAAGUGACAGUCAAGGGAAUGGGAUUUGGAGUGGCCCUGCCCCUCGCUGUGGACAUCCAGGUUACUGUAAUGCCCCAGGUCAUUUUCAGUUUGCUAAGCUGAAAACGCAAACCAAUGAAUCUGAGUUUCCUGUUGGGACAUCACUAAAGUAUGAAUGCCUCCCUGGGUACUAUAGGAAGUCCUUCUCUAUCAGUUGUCUAGACAACCUGGAGUGGUCAAGUGCCAAGGAUGUCUGUCGACGUAAAGUAUGCAGAACUCCUCCAGAUCCAGUGAAUGGAAUGGUACACGUAGACACAGACACCCAGUUUGGAUCCAGAAUUAAGUAUACUUGUAAUACAGGGUUUCAUCUCAUUGGCCACCCAUCUGCCAAAUGUAUCAUCUCAGAUAAUACUGUCAUUUGGGAUAUGGAGCCACCGCUCUGUGAACGUAUUCAUUGCAGGCCACCCCCAGCCAUAGCCCAUGGAGAUUAUUAUAGCAUCAACAGAGAGUAUUUCCCAUAUGGAACGGUGGUGACCUAUAGCUGCACUAAUCGAAAGACAAGGGAAAAGUUUGUCCUUGUGGGUGAGAAGUCAAUCUUUUGCACCAGCCAAGACAAUCGUUUCGGCACCUGGAGUGGCCCUCCGCCUCAGUGCCUCAUACCUAAUAAAUGCACCCCUCCAGAAGUUGAAAAUGGAAUAAGGGUGUCUGAGAACAGAAGCUUCUUCUCCUUAAAUGAAAUCGUGAGGUUUAGGUGUGAGCCUGGCUUUGUCAUGAAAGGAUCCUCCAGUGUGCGAUGCCAGGCCCAAAACAGAUGGGAGCCAGAGUUGCCCAGCUGCUUCCGGGUAUGUCAGCCACCUCCAGAAAUCCUGCAUGGUAAGCACACCCUCAGUGACAGAGACAGCUUCUCCCCUGGGCAGGAAGUGUUCUACAGCUGUGAGCCUGGCUAUGACCUCAGAGGUGCUGCCUCUCUGCGCUGUACACCCCAGGGGGACUGGAGUCCCGCAGUACCCAGAUGCGCAGUGAAAUCAUGUGCCUACUUCUUGGACCAACUUCCUAAUGGCCGUGUGCUCCUUCCACUUAAUCUCCAGCUUGGAGCAAAAGUGUCCUUCGUUUGUGAUGAGGGAUUCCACCUAAAAGGCAGUUCUGCUAGUCAUUGUGUCUUGGCCGGAAUGGAAAGCCUUUGGAAUAGCAGUGUCCCUGUGUGUGAACAAAUCGUAUGUCCAAAUCCACCAGAUAUCCAUAAUGGAAGACACACAGGAAAACCUCUGGAAAUCUUUCCUUAUGGAAAAGAAGUAACUUACACAUGUGACCCCCACACAGACAGAGGGACGACCUUCAUUCUCACUGGGGAGAGCACCAUACGCUGCACAAGUGACAGUCAAGGGAAUGGGAUUUGGAGUGGCCCUGCCCCUCGCUGUGGACAUCCAGUAUGUCAGCCACCUCCAGAAAUCCUGCAUGGUAAGCACACCCUCAGUGACAGGGACAGCUUCUCCCCUGGGCAGGAAGUGUUCUACAGCUGUGAGCCUGGCUAUGACCUCAGAGGGGCUGCCUCUCUGCACUGUACACCCCAGGGGGACUGGAGUCCCGCAGUACCCAGAUGCACAGUGAAAUCAUGUGCCGACUUCUUGGACCAACUUCCUAAUGGCCGUGUGCUCCUUCCACUUAAUCUCCAGCUUGGAGCAAAAGUGUCCUUCAUUUGUGAUGAGGGAUUCCACCUAAAAGGCAGUUCUGCUAGUCAUUGUGUCUUGGCCGGAAUGGAAAGCCUUUGGAAUAGCAGUGUCCCUGUGUGUGAACGUAUUUAUUGCAGGCCCCCCCCAGCCAUCGCCCAUGGAGAUUUCUCCAGCAGCAGCAGAGAGUCUUUCCCAUACGGAACGGUGGUGACCUAUCACUGCAGGCAAGCAAGGGGAAGAGAAAAGUUUGUCCUCGUGGGUGAGGAGUCAAUACAUUGCACCAGCAAAGACAAUCAUUUCGGCACCUGGAGCGGCCCUCCACCUCAGUGCCUCAUACCUAAUACAUGCACCCCUCCAGACAUUGAAAAUGGAAUAAGGGUGUCUGAGCACAGAAGCUUCUUCCCCUUGAAUGAGAUCGUGAGGUUUAGGUGUGAGCCUGGCUUUGUCAUGAGAGGACCCUCCAGCGUGCGAUGCCAGGCCCAAAACAGAUGGGAGCCGGAGUUGCCCAGCUGCUUCCGGGUAUGUCAGCCACCUCCAGAAAUCCUGCAUGGUGAGCACACCCUCAUUGACAAGGCCAGCUUCUCCCCUGGGCAGGAAGUGUUCUACAGUUGUGAGCCUGGCUAUGACCUCAGAGGGGCUGCCUCUCUGCUCUGUACACCCCAGGGGGACUGGAGCCCUGCAGCGCCCAGAUGUGCAGUGAAAUCAUGUGCCGACUUCCUGGACCAACUUCCUAAUGGCCGCGUGGUCCUUCCACUUAAUCUCGAGCUGGGGGCAAAAGUGUCCUUCGUUUGUGAUGAGGGAUUCCACCUAAAAGGCAGUUCUGCUAGUCAUUGUGUCUUGGCCGGAAUGGAAAGCCUUUGGAAUAGCAGUGUCCCUGUGUGUGAACGUAUUUAUUGCAGGCCCCCCCCAGCCAUCGCCCAUGGAGAUUUCUCCAGCAGCAGCAGAGAGUCUUUCCCAUACGGAACGGUGGUGACCUAUCACUGCAGGCAAGCAAGGGGAAGAGAAAAGUUUGUCCUCGUGGGUGAGGAGUCAAUACAUUGCACCAGCAAAGACAAUCAUUUCGGCACCUGGAGCGGCCCUCCACCUCAGUGCCUCAUACCUAAUACAUGCACCCCUCCAGACAUUGAAAAUGGAAUAAGGGUGUCUGAGCACAGAAGCUUCUUCCCCUUGAAUGAGAUCGUGAGGUUUAGGUGUGAGCCUGGCUUUGUCAUGAGAGGACCCUCCAGCGUGCGAUGCCAGGCCCAAAACAGAUGGGAGCCGGAGUUGCCCAGCUGCUUCCGGGUAUGUCAGCCACCUCCAGAAAUCCUGCAUGGUGAGCACACCCUCAUUGACAAGGCCAGCUUCUCCCCUGGGCAGGAAGUGUUCUACAGUUGUGAGCCUGGCUAUGACCUCAGAGGGGCUGCCUCUCUGCUCUGUACACCCCAGGGGGACUGGAGCCCUGCAGCGCCCAGAUGUGUGGUGAAAUCAUGUGCCGACUUCCUGGACCAACUUCCUAAUGGCCGCGUGGUCCUUCCACUUAAUCUCGAGCUGGGGGCAAAAGUGUCCUUCGUUUGUGAUGAGGGAUUCCACCUAAAAGGCAGUUCUGCUAGUCAUUGUGUCUUGGCCGGAAUGGAAAGCCUUUGGAAUAGCAGUGUCCCUGUGUGUGAACGUGAUGCUUGUUUGGAACCUCCCCUGCCUGACAUAUUUAAUGGGCACUUUUAUAACAGCAGUAGAGAGGAUUUUUACUAUGGAGUAGUGGUGACUUAUCAGUGCUAUGUUGGACAGAAUGGAAAAAAGCUGUUUGACCUCGUGGGUGAGAAGUCAAUAUACUGAACCAGCAAGGGCAAUGAAGUUGGCACCUGGAGCAGCUCUCCUCCUCAGUGUAUUAAAAUAGUCAAAUGCCUAAUUCGAGAAAUUGAAAAUGGAAUUAUGGACAUUCAUAUAGACAUUCAUUUCUUAAAUGAUACCAUGAUGUUUAAGGGUAAGCCUGGUUUUACCAUGAAAGUCGGCAACAAGGUAUGGUGCCAAUUAAAAAGUUCAUGGAAUGCUCCACUUCCAAGGUGUUUCAAGGAUGACUUGGAAUGAAAAUUUGGGUGUCUACCACCUCCACAUAUCUACUGUGGUAAUUAUAACAAAAGGAAUAAGGAAAUCUUUGCAAUUGGACAGAAAGUGUCCUACAGCUGUGAGCCUGGCUACAGUCACAUUGGAGCUAACACUAUGCAGUGUACAUCCUUGGGAACCUGGAGCCAUACAGCCCCCAAAUGUGAAGUGGAAUCAUGUGAUGCCAUUCUAGAAAAAUUUCUCAACGGCCAGGUAGUGGUUUUUCCUACCUUCCAGCCUGGGGGAGAGGUAUCUUUUGUUUGUAAUGAGGAGCACCAGUGAAGUGGCAAAUCUUCUAGUCAGUGUGUCUCAGAAGGGAUGAGAGUAUGCUGGAAUAAUAAGUUUCCUGUCUGUGAAUGGAUUUCUUGUGACCGUCCUCCUGCAAUCAAAAAUGGUCAUACUAGUUAUAUUUCUGUCCCUGUACCUAUUAAUACUGUCGUGAGGUACAGGUGUUUGCCUAACUACCGCCUCAUUGGAGAAAGAAGCCUUGUUUGUAUUAGUAGAGACCAAGUGAAAGGAACCUGGGAUAAAGAUGCUCCUAUAUGUGAAUAUUUCAACAGGCGGUCUACUUGCCCUGAGCCCAUAGUACCAGGGGGACACAAAAAUAAAGUAUCUAGGCCACCAUACAGACAUGGUGAUUCUGUGACAUUUACCUGUAACACCAACUUCACCAUGAAAGGAAACCAGACCGUUUGGUGCCGAGCAAAUACAAAAUGGGGACCAACACCACUACCAGUCUGUGAGAGGGGUGAGUAAAAAGGAAAUUAAACUGAGUUGGGAGGGUGGGUCCUUGCAU
Molecule: messenger RNA, 7509 nt
Organism: Phyllostomus discolor (pale spear-nosed bat)
Lineage: Eukaryota; Metazoa; Chordata; Mammalia; Chiroptera; Phyllostomidae
Gene: CR1
Product: complement C3b/C4b receptor 1 (Knops blood group)
Biological process (GO): negative regulation of complement activation, classical pathway
Source: RefSeq, a predicted model, not a curated record